This is a messenger RNA of Cydia pomonella (codling moth), 3578 nucleotides long. RefSeq names its product juvenile hormone epoxide hydrolase-like. Gene Ontology annotation, biological process: epoxide metabolic process. NCBI's taxonomy places the organism in Eukaryota, Metazoa, Arthropoda, Insecta, Lepidoptera, Tortricidae. The record is from RefSeq and is a predicted model, not a curated record. The transcript is spliced from 6 exons. Gene Ontology annotation, molecular function: epoxide hydrolase activity. Bases 2091 to 3296 code for a protein of 401 amino acids.
UCGAAAUGAUUUGGACACCUUUGUCUGCUCGCUUUUUUGUCUUUUUUCUAGUCCGGAAAAUACUUGAGUAACUUAUUUUCGGUGAGACUGUUAUUUGAAGGAACCUGUUCUAAGGCAAAAUAUUUUCAUAUAUGACAAAACAUACCGGACAGAACAUUGGUACCUAUACCUAUGGAUAUUAAGGCCUAAUUAUGUUAAGUUAGAUUGUGGACUAUAGUUUUUUUUUUAUACUACGUCGGUGGCAAAUAAGCAUACGGCCCGCCUGAUGGUAAGCAGUCUGCCAGAUUUACAUGCGCGUUGCCGACCCUAACACUCCGCACCCUCGCAUACCUCGGCUUACUCAUAUCGGUAGGAACACACUAUACAGAUAGUUGGGUAAUUUUAUGCCACCUGAAGAGAUGAAAUGAAACCACCAUAAAAUUUGAUUACAGAAUCGUGUCGCUUUCCACGCAGCUCUAGAGGGAGCAGUUCACUUAGUGGACUUGGUUUUCCCCGCACGACCCCCACCCCACGUGCCUGAACGUUGGUGGGGGGAGAACCAACACAAAGACACCAGUAUUAGGACGUUUACAGUGCGUUUCUCUGAUCAGGUAAGACCUAUCCUGGCUUUCCCCGCGUAACCCCCACCCCGCGUGCCUGAACGUUGGUGGGGGGAGAACCAGCACAAAGACACCAGUAUUAGGAGGUUUACAGUGCGUUUCUCUGAUCAGGUAAAACCUGUCCUGUCGUUCCCCUCGCCACCCCACCCCGUGUGUCUGAACGUUGGUGGGGGGAGAACCAGUACAAAGAUAAGUAUUAGGAGGUUUACGGUGCAUUUCUCCGAUCAGGUACGAUCCAGGGGCGUUGACCAGGGUACGGCAAGUUGAUAACGCUGAAGGCUUAGCGGAGGGUAGAGGAGAGGAGGAGCAUAAUAUAGUAAUAGUAUGCAAUACCAGCUCAGCCACAAGAUUUAGCUCUGAACAUAGGCUAUUUCUCCAUAAAGUGCAGUCCUGCGCGCUGCGCAGGCCAUAUCCACCGACUCCCAGUCCUAGUUGAGGGCCAUCCUGCACAGUACUUUCCUGUUCUUUCUUUCUCUAAGAUGGCUAUGCGUAUUUUGUAAUAAUUUGUUUUUUUAAGAGUAUUAUCCAACAGGAGGAACAGGAACAUCAGGUUUGGCUAUGGGCCUAUAACGUGAACUUACGAGCGGGUUUAUGAGUAUGUGAAUUUCUUUGCGGAUAUAGCUACUCGAUGCGGGUGGCUGUCGCUCUUCGCUUGGGCUGCGAUGUUUGCGAACCUCACAUACACCUGCGGCACUAUGGUUGAGAGUAAUGGUCAUCAUGCGUUGAGUUGUUGUCGGUGUGCGGGGAGGUUUCCACGGCACCAUGCCCUAAAUGAUAUUGUAAGGAGGGCACUUUUGUCAGCAAAUGUACCGAGCUUGAUGGAGCCUCCAGGACUAAGUCGGUCCGAUGGCAAAAGACCUGACGGGCUGACUCUUGUUCCAUGGGAAAAGCGUGUCUUCUCUGGGAUGCCACUUGUGUCAGCACUUUUGCCGCCUCGCACAUUGGCCGGACUGUCCGAACGGCAGGAGCCGCGGCUGAAUUUUCGGCACUCCAAAAGCGCGAUAAGUACUGCUGUCGAGGUAUAUGUUUGUCCCGUUGGCGGUGGAGACGUCCGGGUGUUGGUGUGCCGAGGCCACAAUUUUCUUGGGCGAAUUAGGGUGGUGGUUGAGGGAGAGGGUCAUUCCUGAUGCAGAGGCUGUCUAUCGCGAUUCAGCGUGGUAACGCGGCGAGCGUGAUGGGCACCUUUGCGUCUGGGAGGGCUCGGGACGGGCUGUUUGAUUAGUUUUUGUAUUUGUGUCUUUCUGUUUGUUUAGUUUUACUUCUAUUUAGUUUAUAGUCCAUUUAAAUUUUUUUUUUUUUGAGUAAUUAAGAAUGUAAUAGUUUAUUAAAUAUAAUAAAUUUUAUAUAAUUGAUUAAAAACAAUAAUAAUUGAAUGAAUACAUUUAGUAUAUAUAGCUAUUUAAACAUAAAUUCCAUACAAAUAUGAAACUUGACUAGGAAAGCUGAUACUUAUUUUUUUUGAUUAAUGGUUAAAAUUGUUAAAUAUUGCAGAUGAUAUCGGACUUACGCCACCGAAUACACUACCGUCGAAACUUUACGAAUGCGCUACACGGCGUCGCAAACACCUACGGUACCCACUCCGCCUACCUCGCUCAUUUUCUGGACCACUGGGCUUACAAAUACGACUUUGGGGCAAGAGAAGACUGGCUGAAUAGCUUCCCACAAUAUGUCACGAGUAUUCAAGGUCUAGACAUCCACUUCAUCCACGUGAGACCUCCCAACCCUCGCAAGAAGGUACUUCCAAUCCUGCUGCUGCACGGGUUCCCAGUCACAGCCUUCGAGUAUGUUCACGUCAUUCAGAACCUGAUGGAGGAGAGAGAUGACUGCGACUUCGUGUUCGAUCUCGUCGUGCCGGACUUACCUGGAUAUGGGUAUUCAGAGGCAACAUCCAAGCCAGGCAUGGCGCUGUACCAAAUGGGCAUCAUCAUGAAGAACCUGAUGCUGCGCCUGGGCAAGCCGCAGUUCUAUAUCCACGCCGGGGACGUGGGACACGUGGUGGGCGAUGCUAUUGCUACACUUUUCCCUGAGAGAGUACUGGGAUUCCAUACUAAUCUUCCUAUUAGUAACCGUCCCCAAUCGCUAACCAAAUGGGUGCUAGGACAGCUGUACCCGCCAGCAGUGGUAGACGCGAGAUACGAAGACCGGAUGUAUCCUUUAUCAGCUCGGCUUCAGGAAUAUCUGGAGCACUUCGGCUACUUCCACAUGCAAGCUACUAAACCGGAUAACGUGGGACACGGCCUCGACGAAUCUCCAGUGGCCUUAACUUCCUGGCUCCUCGAAAACAUCAUGAUGGGCACGGACCGCACCGGCCAGUUCGCCGUCGGCGGGAACCUGUCGAAGCACUACGACAUGAACGAUUGGCUCGACACCUUUACCAUCUACUGGGCUACCCAGAGUAUGACGACUGCUGUGCGGUCGUAUGCCGAGUUCCUGGCAUUGAAGAGAGACCCGUUGUCGUUUGGCAUUUUGAUGACUCCGACGCUCGUCUUGUUCGCCGCGAUCAACUUUCGCUACGAGAUUGUGUACAUGCCCGACGAUUUCCUUCGAGACAAGUACCCCAACCUGCUGCAGACGACCACGCUGGACUUUGGCGGACAUUUCGCUGGCUUCCAGGUGCCUGUGGUGCUGGCUGACAGCAUAUGGACGUCCGUGGCCAAGAUGGAAAUGGUCCGUAGAAACCAAGGCGCGAAACCUUAAUCUCACAAAAAUAUUAGUUAUAAAAGUAGUCUGUAAGGAACUUGUAAUAGGUAUUAAGUUAUAAAUAGAGACAUUAUAACUAUUAGCAUUAGUUUCAUUAUGGCGGUCUUCAUAUUUGAUGUAGAUCGACAGGCCGGUCCAAUGUGCGAGCGGAACAUUACUAAACAAGCAUAGCGUUGUCUGGCUUACACACCGGAGUGGCGUGCCGAUCCGCAUCAGUAUGAGCACCGCGUAAAAUUCUUUAGUAGCCCCUAGAAGGAAAAAUCCCAGAAAAUCAUAAAU